GAGUGUUGCGAUGUGCGCAAAGCCAGCGCUGGUGGUUUUUCGUCGGUAAAUAAAUUUACCCCAUAGUACACUGAGCUGGCUCAGUAGGGUUGAGAAGAAGGGGAAAGUUGGAGAGAAUCAAAGAUGGAUGUUGUGGGUUGCUCCUCUAGUUGUAUACUUGAGGUCAAAUGACAACACAAAAAGAAGACAGCUAAAUGCUGCAUACGUGUGUAAUGGUAUCAUAGAUGAUUAUCUCUUGGGUAUGUGCUCUUUCUGCCUUGUUUAGCAUCCAUGCAUAAUUUACCUGGUUUCAUCAAGGAUUUACAGUAUUCACCAAUGGAUCUUCAGUAAUGGCAUAGUAAACAUAAUGAGCAGAAAGAACAUGGGCUCUGUGGAAUUGGUUUGCAAACUAGUAAAAUAAUAAUGGCUUCACCUUUCAUUAUUUCCGGGUUUAUUCCUUGAUAUAACCCACAAGGAGACAUCCACAAUAAAUAUUCUGGAGUGAGAAGGGUGGAUAUAUAUAUAUAUCAAAAAUGGGAGACAUUACAAGUGAUGUUUGAUGUAUGAAUUGAUUAGGAACCUAAUAAGCAACAGAACACAUUAUAUGCAAUAACAGGAAAUGACUGGAAAUGGUAAGAUACAAUAUUACUGGUGUUGAAAGAUUCAUUCUACUUGGCUUCUCCCAUCUCCCUCAACUUCGAUUCAGUCUAAUCUGUGUGUUUAUCUUUCUCUACACCUGCACAUUACUGGGGAACAGCCUCAUAAUCCUGCUCAUCAUAAAAGACCAUCGGCUUCACACCCCAAUGUAUUUCUUCUUGGCAAACCUCUCCGUAUUAGACCUGUUGUCUCCAUCAGUCACUGUGCCUAAAAUGAUCAAGGAUCUUGUUUGUGGGAGAGGAAAUAUAUCUUUCCAUGGCUGCUUCAUUCAAAUCUUUUUCUUAAUAACAUUUGCAGGGUCUGAAUGCCCUCUUCUCUCUGUUAUGGCUUUUGAUCGUUAUGUUGCCAUUUGUAACCCUCUCCAUUACAGAAUCAUAAUGAGCAACAAGAUGUGCUCCUGGCUCACAGGAGGAAUAUGGAUUUUGGGGAGUUUCUAUUCUCUCUUGCACACAUUGCUGACCAAAAACAUACAUUUCUGUGGUCCUUUCCUGAUCAAUCAUGUUUUCUGUGAUGUUCUCCCCCUUUUCCAGCUGGCAUGCUCAGACAUUACUCUAAACUUAGCUUUACUGUACCUAUCAGCAUUUUUUAACGGGAUGUGCAAUUUUUCUAUUAUUCUAAGUUCCUACAGUAGUAUUGUUACUGCAAUAGCAAGAAUAAAGUCUAAAGAAGGAAGGAUGAAAGCAUUUUCAACAUGUUCUUCACACCUCAUGGUGGUCUCUGUUUUCUAUGGGACAGUCAUGGCAACUUAUUUUAGCCCAGUGAGUAGUUACUCAGAGUCCAGAGACAGAGCAGCUGCUGUUAUCUACACCUCAGUCACCCCAGCGCUAAAUCCCAUAAUAUACAGUUUUCGUAAUAAUAAUGUAAAGAAGGCACUAAAGAAACUGUUCAGAAAGUGAGCAACAAGCAUGUAUUUAAUGUACUGAUUGGGAACUGUCUAAUCUAUAGAUUACAGAAUACUGUAUUUACUUACUAACAACAACAACCAUUAACAACAAUAAUUUUAUGAAUGAUUAAAAAGAAGGGAAUGUUGGUUCCUUGCUACUUUCCAGAAGUUCACUUCCUAGAGAGGAGGAGGUGUAAAUUUCUCAGAGAUUCACUUUAAUAAAAGAAAAAUAUAGUAAUCCCCUCUCUCCAAUCAUUUUAUAUUAUAUCAUAUUAUAUAAUGUUUUAUUUAUAUAUUUAAUUGUAAGUUUAGGAAAUCUAAAUGUGGUUUGACUUAUUACAUAACUUGGCCUUAAUGGAGGGUCACUUUAACCUUUAGACUCUUGGGUAAGAAAUCAAUUUGUAUUCAAGAUUCAAAUAAUUUAAAUCUUAACUCAUUUGCUUUUGUUACUAAAAAAGAAUAUCAAUCUAUUGCUGAUAAGUAGGGAUGUAGCGAACUGCCGAUUUGGUGUUCGCGAACGCCGUUCGCGAACACCGGCAAA
This is a messenger RNA of Xenopus laevis (African clawed frog), 2060 nucleotides long. RefSeq names its product olfactory receptor 5V1. The coding region runs from base 609 to 1532 and encodes 307 amino acids. Lineage: Eukaryota; Metazoa; Chordata; Amphibia; Anura; Pipidae. The transcript has a single exon. The record is from RefSeq and is a predicted model, not a curated record.